CUCUCUUUCAGUUUUAUAUAAACAGUAGAAUAAUGACUGUGUGUAAAUUCUUUCUUGAAAACCGUUGUACUUAUGGAAAUAAUUGUAAAUUCGAACACAUUAAACUAUCAUACAAUGAAGCCUCCAUUCGCAAAGAUAUCAAGGAAGAAAAACCUAUUUGGGCAUUAUCUGUUUAUGGUCCAGCUAAAGGUGAACCCAAUUUGAUCGUCGGUACAGACCGUAGUCCUGAAGAAGAUCGAUUAGCUUAUUACAAUAGUAUGCGCUCAGUUGGCAAUGAUAGUCAAUAUUUACCAGGUUUCCAACAGAUUAACAGAGAUAUGGAUACACAACUUGCUGCUAUUCAGGGGAAUACAUCAGGUGCUAUUCAGCAUUACAACAAGGAAAAGGAAAAAUCACAAACAAGUGGUGGAUUUGGAGCUACUGCGACUUUAAACCAACCAUUUGCACCUUUUGUUGGAAAUCAAGGCGGAUUUGGUGCUUUUGGUCAAUCCUCUGCUUUUGGAAGUAAAACAACAACAAGCAAUACAACGUCUGCAUUCGGUUCUGGUGGAUCUGCUUUUGGUUCUAGUACUACAACACCAUUUGGAUCCACUUCUACGUUAGGUCAACCUGCAUCAACGUCUGCAUUUGGAUCCACUUCUGCCUUUGGAAAACCCGCAGCAACAACCACUUCAGCAUUUGGAACAACAUCUGCCUUUGGUCAACCUACAUCAGGAACUGCUUCUGCAUUUGGUAAACCUUCUGCAUUUGGUCAAGCAUCAACGACUACACCAACAGCAUCAGCAUUUGGAUCAGGUUCUGCUUUCGGUCAACCUACAUCAGCAUUUGGUCAGACGUCUAGUUUAGGUGGUGGAUCAGCAUUUGGACAAACAUCUAGUCUAGGUAGUGGAUCAGCAUUUGGACAGACGUCUAGUUUAGGAUCAGGUUCUGCUUUUGGACAAACAUCUAGUUUAGGAUCAGGUUCUGCUUUUGGUCAAACAUCUAGUUUAGGAUCAGGUUCUGCAUUUGGACAGACAUCUAGUUUAGGUGGUGGAUCAGCCUUUGGACAAACAUCUAGUUUAGGUGGUGGAACAGCGUUUGGACAAACGUCUAGUUUAGGUACACCAUCAUCAACUUCAACAACAACUGCUAAUGCUUUUGGACAACCCAGUACACCAUCAACAACAUCGUCUUCAUCGGCUUUCGGUAAUAUGACAUCACAAACUCCUUCGGCAUUUGGAUCAUCUACCAGUCAAACAACAUCAUUUGGCGUAUCGAAUGACUCUGUGACAAAGGAUGAUAUGCAAGCGUUUGCUGCACCAGUAUUUGAAUUUCAAGGCAUACCGGAAACAGAACCUCCAAUUGAAAUACGAUAGAAUACCCUAUUUAAUCUCCAGUUUUUGCAUCCUUUGUCUCAUUCUACAUCGUCAUAUUUAUUAUUGUUAUUUUAUAUCUUUUUUUUUUUUGUUUGUU
This is a messenger RNA of Halteromyces radiatus, 1452 nucleotides long. RefSeq lists its product as uncharacterized. The transcript is spliced from 4 exons. The coding region runs from base 33 to 1355 and encodes 440 amino acids. Gene Ontology annotation, molecular function: metal ion binding. The record is from RefSeq and is a predicted model, not a curated record. Lineage: Eukaryota; Fungi; Mucoromycota; Mucoromycetes; Mucorales; Cunninghamellaceae.